GCGUUCAGGAAUUCACUUCUGGGUUCCUAUUAGACUCUAAACGGGAUUUUUACCGCCUGCUGCUGGCAGCUCCGCGUUAAAUACAACACCCAGCCGUCUGGUUUCAGAGUCUCGGAAACGUUUACAAGUUUAUUUUGAGUUGGAGACGAUUCACACUGCACCAUGUCUUCUUCUAACGUGAGCCUGACGGACAUGAGGAGGAAUGUGGAGCAGCUGAAACUGCAAGCUGGUGUAGAGAGAAUAAAGGUGUCUCAGGCCGCAGCAGAGCUACAGCAGUACUGCCUACAGAAUGCCUCCAAAGAUGCCCUCCUGGUCGGGGUGCCAACAGGCAGCAACCCUUUCCGAGAACCACGUUCAUGUUCCGUCUUUUAAGCAAAAGGGAUCGUGUUGGUGGAUUCCUGGAUAUCUUUUACAGCCCAAAGAUGCAGCAUGAACUUUCAUUCAUGUUUGUUUCUAAAUCAGCAUGGUCUUUUUAUUAAUGAAUUACUGCGUAACAUGAUUAGAGAGUGUUGUAACAUUUAUGCUAUGAACCAUCUCCAUGACUUUUAAAAUAUCUAGUGCAUGUACAUCAUGAAAUACUCACAAAAUGUGUGUGGUUUAUAUAUAUAUAUAUAUAUAUAUAUAUAUAUAUAUAUAUAUAUAUAUAUAUAUUAAUAUAAACAUUGAUCUUUGAUUGUGUGCCUUUUGGACUUCUGUGGUAGUUCUGUACAUUUUUUUUUUUUUAAGUUUACUUUAAUUUAAUUAAUAAUUAAUUUCUAUGCACUCAUAGAGAGUACUAUGCUGUCUUGGUGGCUUAUAAAACCAAAAUUGAGUAAGAUGAGAACUAUUUCAGUCUCGACAGAUUUGCUCAUAUAUGCACUAAAGGAAUCUAAUCGGAAUAAGCUGUACAUGUGAUAUUUGAUAUUUUUUUUUCCGAUAAAGCUGAAUUGUUUCUCUUA
Ictalurus punctatus (channel catfish) is the source of this 938-nucleotide messenger RNA. It is a transcript of the gene gng10, whose product is annotated as guanine nucleotide binding protein (G protein), gamma 10. Bases 163 to 372 code for a protein of 69 amino acids. Gene Ontology annotation, cellular component: heterotrimeric G-protein complex. Gene Ontology annotation, molecular function: G-protein beta-subunit binding. Lineage: Eukaryota; Metazoa; Chordata; Actinopteri; Siluriformes; Ictaluridae. The transcript has 3 exons. Gene Ontology annotation, biological process: G protein-coupled receptor signaling pathway. The record is from RefSeq and is a predicted model, not a curated record.